Molecule: messenger RNA, 2699 nt
Organism: Pogonomyrmex barbatus (red harvester ant)
Lineage: Eukaryota; Metazoa; Arthropoda; Insecta; Hymenoptera; Formicidae
Biological process (GO): protein modification by small protein removal
Molecular function (GO): peptidase activity
Source: RefSeq, a predicted model, not a curated record
UCUGACCCUCUUACCUCUUUACCAUUUCUUCCUGCCAAGAACGACUACCGCGCCGUGAGGGACCCCGCGGUCCGCGUAACUCCGGUGAGGAUUUCGGCGAUCAGUUUGCAUUUGUUGGCCUGGUAGCCAUCUAGCGCGAGAGCCGCACCUCUCGGGGAAGGGGGUGACUCGCGCGAGAUCCGCACGAUCCACGCGCGCUACCCAGCCUCCUCCGUCCGUGGUCCAGCAACGGUGGUUUUCUCAUUUCUCCAGGAAUUGAUCCGCCGUGCUCGCCAGGAAUCCGCCCCGACGCCUCCAGGUCCGUCCAGAUCGGUUUCCCUCCUUCCCGCGCCCGGAGAUCGCGCCCGGAUAAUCGAUCCACCUGUUAAGCCGUCAAUGAGAGGAAGGACAAGAUGGAGGAGGAAGAUGUGAGGACGAUAGUGGAGCUGUAUAUUUAUGACCUUACCAAAGGGAUGGCUGCGAUGAUGUCACCGAUACUCAUUGGUCGCCAGUUGGACGGGAUAUGGCACACGGCGAUAGUCGCAUACGGAAGGGAGUAUUUCUUCGGUCCCGCCGGCAUCCAGAGCGUGCGACCCGGUGGCACGGAGUUAAGGGAUCCGCAGCGAGUCGAGAAGCUGGGCGAGACUUACCUGCCCUAUACGGUCUUCCUGGAGUACAUAAACGGCCUGGGAACCUCCACGUUCGCACCAGGCACGUACAAUAUCUUCAAGCAUAAUUGUAAUUCCUUUACUGAGGAGGUCAGCAACUUUCUGGUGGGUAAGGGCAUUCCCAAGUUUAUUCUUGAUCUACCGGAAGAAAUAUUACAAACGCCCAUUGGCCAGGCCUUAGGUCCGUUAAUAGAAACAUUAAGCAAUAGUGCAAGUGCUGGGUUCACGGUCGGCCAGAGAUUUGUCGAAGCGAGAAUUCAGAGAGAAGCUUCGCCGGAAUAUCAACUUCUAAACACAGCCAUCGAGGAAGCAAGAUUGAAUUCAAUCGCGUUAGAGGAACGGAGAAACGUUAUCAACGAAAAAUUAGCGAAGAAAGAGCGAAAGAAGAAGAAGAAGAAGAAGGAGAAGAAAGAAAAGGGUAGCAAGGAGGCCACUGGCAGCGACAGCAACAGUACCGGACCGAGCAAUUGCUGCGCGGAUAUGGCGGAAAACGAAAGCGAAAUGCAACAACAGGCGUCUAAUGGAGAAAACGCGGAAAUGUUGCCAUCUGAGCGAGUAAUGCAGAUGGAGGAAGACGAAAAGCGUGAACAAGAAGAGAAAAAACGCCAUCGUGAUCCGCCAAUUGUGUUCAAAGACUUGAUAGAUGUACAAGCGGAAUACGAUGGUCUGGUAGACGCUCUCAAGGGAAAGUUGAAUGACGAAGAACAAACAUGCCUGGGCGAACUACGGCAAUAUGUCUUGGAGAAUGAAGGUUCCUGGGCUUUAGGCGAUAAUUUCCUGAACUUCGUAGGUCGAGUCCUUUACGAUAAAUCAUUAGACAGCGAUGUGCGAGUAAAAUUGUUGAAUGUGCUGUCCGUCGCCGCACUGAAGGAUGAUGUGAUCUUGUUGUUGCAUCAAGACAGGCGAGAACACAUCAUCAUGACUUAUGCCUUUGACAUCGAUCGGCAUCCACCAGAGGAACAACUUGCACUAGCACAAUUUUUGGCGAAUAUGUUCGAGAAUCUUAGCAGCUCGGAAUGGCUACUCUACAUAUCCGAAUGGCAGCAUCAAGAUCAGAACAUCAGUAGCAACAUUAGCAACAUAAGGGUGACAACCAAAGUCGCGGUACACUCGUUGCUCUCAAAUUCGGAAGAUCUGCAGAUCCGUGGCGCGGCCAUCAUUCAUAACCUUGCCUGCAAGGAGAAAAUGAACAAAAGCAAAAAUCUGCGGCGACUUUUACCGAAAGGCAGCAUUUCUAAGGUAUUCGAUGAUGUCGCAGUGGAGCUGACAAUGGCGUUGCUGCAAUACUUCAACGGCACUCCCGCGGAGGAGCAAUUGUACACGUGCAUGAAGUCAUUGGCACGUUUCACAUACAUCAGCGGCCAGGAGGUACCGCAGCUCAUACAGAUGAUCGGGCCCGAACCGAACAAAUUCAGGGGCACCUCCCAGAGGAUCGACGAGCAGAUCGAUCAAGUUAACAAAAAACUGCGUUAAAUGUCCGCCAACCGUCUGCAAAAAUAUCGUGUUCCAAGUGCGCGAUAAAACCGAACACGCUUCCACUAUGUUCAAAAUGGAUUUUUACUUAGAGAUUCUAUCGAGUUAUAGUCACGUUUAUUAUUAAUAUUAUUAUUAUUAUUAUUAUUAUUUAUGGAGAUUAAUUAUUGUUGUCAUUUUAAUAAUAUUAUUACUAUUAUUAUUAUUAUUAUUAUUGUACAUUAUAUAAUUGAUUAUUAGAUCAUCGCGAGGCGUCGAGACGCCACUUUUCACUUUUUUAUUCAACAGCGCACCUUUUGUUUUUGUAGAUAAUUAUAGUUAGCGACGCCAUUCUAACACAGAGCGUUGAAAAAUAGAAAAGAAACGCAGAAACGCAAUGUGACGCAAUGACGCACCGCCUCUCUCUGCCAUGUGCGCGACUAUCUCCCGAUUAAAAAUUUCUGUUAGAUUCCGAAUAUGGCGAAAUCUCCGAAUUAGCUGUAUCGAGUAACUGCGUGCUGCGAUUAAUCAGCCUACCAAUUAUAACUCUGUUUCUUCGCACAGCAUCGCGCGAAAACGCAAUAAAAUUUUGGCAAGACG